Linum tenue is the source of this 1495-nucleotide messenger RNA. NCBI's taxonomy places the organism in Eukaryota, Viridiplantae, Streptophyta, Magnoliopsida, Malpighiales, Linaceae. The record is from the annotation of a GenBank genome assembly.
AAGGCCGGGUCGACGGCGAGCGGGGGAGGCCUCGACGGGUCGACGACGAUCAAGGGAGUCCGGGCUGACGGCGGCAGGGGAGUCCUCGGCGGCGACGGCGGCAGGGGAGUCCUCGGCGGCGACGGCGGCAGGGGAGUCCUCGGCGGCGACGGCAGCAAGACAGGGGAGAGUGGAGGAGAAGUGAGGCGGCGGGAAGCAGAUGAGAAGAAGGGGAAAGGGUUUGGGGGUCCAAAGGGAUGGUUUCGUGUAAAAUUAAAAUCCCGAAAUCCAAGAUCCAGUAAGCCCAAGUCUGAUAAGAAACCAGCCCAACAGGCUUUGGGGGUCAACUACCCAUCUCCUCAACCGCUAGAACGAUACCAGAGUAAAAAAAAAAAACGGGGAAAAAAUCCCCCCUUUCCCCCUACUACCAGAAUCAUCCACCGCCUUACAGAGCAAAGCAAGCAACAAUGGCGAGUAAAGUUCAGCUAGGAGUUCUAAAGAAGAAGAAGAACAAACCCACAAACAGGAAAGAGACCGCAAAAUGGGUUCAGAAAGUCGCGAACUAUCUCAAGUCCGAUUCCUACUUGUUUGGUCCUUUGCUCGAUUCUCCUCUAUCGACGACGGCGACGGUGAUUGAUUCUUCGUCGCCGCCGAAAGUUAGCUUCCCAGAUGGAAUUGAGUACAUGGCGAGAGGAAGGAAGAACAAUAAUAAGGGACUUGGAAAGAAGGUCGUGCAGUAUCUGAAAUCCGAUUCUUACUUGUAUGGUCCCUUGCUAUCUUCAAGACCAACAAUCCCAGGAUAUGUUCGGCGAAGCAAGAAGUUGACCAUGGAGAUGUUGAUGACAAAGAAAGUGACGAGGAAGGACAAACAAUCCACUGUGGAGAAAUCAAAUGUAACAGUGGAGCAGGAGGAAGAGUUCUGUGAUGUUGUUGUUCUUCCUCCUACUACUCCUGACAGGAACCGUUCUUCGGGUCAGCAGCAACAGCGAUCAGCACGUCGUCGUCAGGAGGUGUCGAGCCACGUGGUCCCUCGAAGAAGCUUUCGUUCUUCCUCCUCAUCUGCCGUGUCAGUUGCACGAAAGAGUUUACCUAGCACGAGAAUGAAGACGCUUCUUAUUGACCACUGACGACCACAAUCGGCCUGUGAGUAACAAAAGCCACGAGAUGUAGAGAAUGUGUUUUCAUGUGAUGAAGUUGAAAAACUUUUAGGAUUGUCUCACUUUUGUGUAAGUCUUUAUCACUUUAAUUUGUGUUCGCGUGGUUUCUUUUAGAUGCUAUACUAGUGGACCAAUGCCAAUUGGUUUGGGAUCAUUAACUUCCAACUUAGGAAUGAGUUUUUGAGUGUAUGUGCAAAGAGAUUAUAGGUAUCUUAUCAUGAAAAAAGGACUCGUAGAAUAUGAUUAGGUCACUUCUCUUCCGGUUUGUCUAGUUCAUGAUACGUGAAUCGUCCAACUUUCUCACAUACAUAGUGAGGUUGGUUUUUUGUUGAUGAUCUUGUCUUAGCAUAGUGAAACCU